GCGCGAGCCCCGCCCUGCCUUCACACGUUCCCCUCGCCUCCGAAGAGCACACGAGAGAGACGAGGAGAAGAGGAAGCGCAGGCGAGGACGUCGUGACGACGGAAACGAAGCCGCGAGGGAGAAGCCAGCGAGCUUACAAAUACACCGCCUCAAUGCCCAUCCGGCCCACCUCAGAUCCCGAAUCCUAACCCUAGCCGGCGCGCCGCCCCCGUCCGCGGGCCCACCGCCGUCGUCGGCGACGGGAUCGGGCGCCGACCGACGCGGGAGCAGCCGCCGCGGACGCCGUGUGGAGGAGGAGGAUAAAGGGGGAUCCCCGAGCCCUAGGCGACGUAGCCGCAGCGCUGUGCGGACGAGGCACGGAUCAGGGAGGGAAGGGGAGGUGAGGAGGGGUGAAGCGAGAUGCCUGGGGACGUCGCGACCUCGCCGGCGCCGGCGCUGCCGUCCUCUUCCUCUUCGUCAUUGCAGCACCACCACUACGGUCCCACCUCCGCCCGCGGCCUCCUCUUCCACGCCGUCGCCGGCGCCUCUGCUGGUGUUGUUGCGGCGACGUUCGUGUGCCCGCUCGAUGUCAUCAAGACGAGGUUCCAGGUGCACGGCUGGCCAAAGCUCGCCACAGGCACCAUCGGAGGUAGUGUAAUUAUUGGGAGCUUACAGCAGAUUGCUCAACGGGAAGGUUUUCGGGGAAUGUAUCGCGGCCUGUCCCCAACUGUUUUGGCUCUCUUGCCUAACUGGGCGGUCUACUUUACCGUAUAUGAGCAGCUUAAAAGCUUGCUCUCUUCCAAUGAUGGAAGUCAUCAACUCUCUAUAGGGGCAAAUGUUAUUGCAGCUUCAGGUGCUGGAGCUGCAACAACUAUUGCAACAAAUCCACUUUGGGUCGUCAAGACAAGAUUUCAGACCCAAGGAAUACGAGCUGGGGCAAUCCUGUACAAAGGUACAUUUGCUGCCUUGAGAAGAAUAGCAUAUGAGGAAGGCAUCCGUGGACUUUACAGCGGUCUUGUCCCUGCCUUGGCUGGUAUCAGUCAUGUUGCUAUUCAGUUCCCUGCAUAUGAGAAGAUCAAAGCUUAUCUGGCUGAGCGAGAUAAUACUACUGUUGAAGCAUUGAGUUUUGGUGAUGUUGCUGUUGCUUCGUCUUUGGCAAAAGUAGCUGCAUCAACCUUGACGUAUCCUCAUGAGGUUGUUCGUUCACGGCUGCAAGACCAGGGAGCACACUCGGAGACCAGAUACAAAGGUGUUAUAGACUGCACCAGAAAGGUUUAUCUUAAAGAGGGUGUGGCUGGCUUCUACCGUGGAUGUGCCACCAAUCUGUUGCGGACAACCCCUGCUGCAGUAAUAACUUUCACUAGCUUCGAGAUGAUCCACAGAUUCCUUCUCGAUCUAUUCCCUCCUGAACCUGAACACCACAUCCAGCCGCUGAAGCAUUGACCAUACUGCUCCUGUACCCUAUCCAUCUUGCCAUUGGAGAUUAGGAACCCAGUAACCAUCCAGCAAUGCCAUUGUAAAAGAGAGAACUUUUUCCCGGUAUUGCAACAGGUAGCUGCCAUUCAAAACUUUAAACCGUAGUGUAGGCAGAAAUUAACAUUUAUGUAUGUAAUAGAUUUGUUAGCAUGAAUUGCGGGAAGUAUAUGGGGUGGCGAUGAUGGCUGUGCUGUCUGAUGAUGAUGAAAAGAAAAGAAUGUUGAGUUGAUGAA
This is a messenger RNA of Phragmites australis (common reed), 1688 nucleotides long. RefSeq names its product nicotinamide adenine dinucleotide transporter 1, chloroplastic-like. The transcript is spliced from 9 exons. The record is from RefSeq and is a predicted model, not a curated record. Gene Ontology annotation, molecular function: NAD transmembrane transporter activity. Bases 400 to 1422 code for a protein of 340 amino acids. Gene Ontology annotation, biological process: NAD transmembrane transport. Lineage: Eukaryota; Viridiplantae; Streptophyta; Magnoliopsida; Poales; Poaceae.